Molecule: messenger RNA, 2145 nt
Organism: Danaus chrysippus (African queen)
Lineage: Eukaryota; Metazoa; Arthropoda; Insecta; Lepidoptera; Nymphalidae
Source: the annotation of a GenBank genome assembly
AUGGCCCCGGCGCUAACUGUGACACCCCAAUAUAACCACUACGACGCCGUCGAAGAAACAGAGAAGCUAUCCCACCGAAGACGGGCCCUCGCGUCCGUCGAUAACGUUACUAUACCCAUGGAGGAAGACGAUAUGGGGCUUCAGAACCAACCCAGCCUGGCUAAGGACUCUCAGGAAAUGGAACAGAUCCUAGUAGAUUUAGGUAACAAUGACCUCGUUCAGGCUGAUUUACUACAAGCGAUCAAAACCUUGGAAAGUGGCGGCGACACCCUGUCUACAGGUGACCCAGAUGGUAUGUUCCCUUUGAGUGGUUUCGAUCUAGCUGAUACAGUCGAUUCAGAGAGCGAUGCUACAGAGGAUAAGAUAAGAUUAAUACAAGCGCGUUUAGAACGCCGGUGUGCGUUCCUAUUGAGACGGCUAAGAAUAUUGCAAGCUAGAGCAAUUGGCAAAAGAAUAUCAGAGGAAGCGUCGCAGACUUUCGAAAAAUGUGCGAAGGGCGCUCGGAAAGAUGGCGGUGGUAGGCCGAUGGGGCUUAAAGCUCUAUUAAAAAGGAUAGAGACAACGGCUGCUUUACAAGCGAGUGCGGCAUCUCGGUCUGUGGUCGGUCCUAAGUAUUACCGAGCGGGCACUUCAAAAGGUGAUGCCUCAAGAUCUGCGUCUAUUGGAAUACCUUCCGGGACGUUGACCGGCUUGGAAGACUCUGCUGGUGCAUUAAGAUCACAUUUAUCAGUAGUUAAACAUCAAUUGGAUUCUGAUGCAACAGCUUCGUCAUCUGGAGCGGAGAGCAACGAUGAGGCAGUCACCUACAAUAACCCUCACCAGCAACCAAUGCCUAUCGAGAAGCGUGCGUUAUACUCGUGGCAGAAGGCGCGGGCUUCGAUCGCUGCUCGUUGGUGUUGGCUGCAGGUGCAAGUGCAGGAAUUGGAGUACAAGAUACGCCAGCACACAGAGCUACAUGCACAGGUCCGUGAAGCUAAAGGUCCGGUUGAAUUUGAAGUUACCGGCGAAUCCCAGUUUGAAGACACAUGUUCCAGAGUUAGACCUCUAAGAAGGGACACAUUUAAUAAGAGAAAAUUGCUACAGAUGCACAAUUUACAUAUAGCAACAAAUAAAGCAGCGAAACCAUCGGAUAUCAAUUGUCGUUGUGUGGGUAGUUCGUGUGCCGUGUGUACGGGGAGGUUCGAGGCCACGCAGCCGAUGGCUCCUAGUGGGAUGCUGCCACCUUCUGCAAGACGAGCGUUGGUCGAUCCCUCGCAUCACCCUGUACUGAGUGAUGUUAAUGAUCUUCGUCCGUCUGUUCAUCUAUCAGCGUUAACAUCACGCUCGUGGUUCAGAUCGAGAGUCACCAAGUCGUGGCGCGGAGCACAUACUGGUACAACACCGAGGGCGCCGCCCGCACCGCCGCCGAGACACAGGCGACUUACGACUAAAUUGAAAAGAGGCCGGCCACCUUUAUCACGUAAGAUAAGAGAAAGAGAGAGGGAUGAAGAUAGUGCUUCAGGACAAGAAAGGGGUCGAGGUCGAUCGAGUACUGAGAAUCGUUUGUGGCGGCGGCAGUCUUACGAUAUUGAUAACAUCGUUAUACCACAGAGCGUCGCCGCUAGCACUCGGCCGGAGAUACUCACCUAUAAAGAAAUUAUAACACCCAAAUGGAGGGUUAUGGAAAUACCAGAAACACCGCUCAACAAUGGUGUGUCGAAAUCUAAUAGGAUGUCUAUAGAGAGUGAUGACGAAGAUAUAUCAGAAGCAGCGGUACAAGCUCGUCAUACACGAGCCGAAACUAGAGAACGGAACAGAUAUCUACGUAAGAGAAGAUCUAGGAGACGUAAUACAGAAGAUGAGAAUAAUGAACCUAUACCUGAAGUAGUUGUUCGACAGGUUACACCACCACCACACGAGACAGUGCCACCAUAUUCCCCGAGGCAGUUCCCUCUCAAAGAUGAUCUCUAUCAAGACAUGUUAUCCAAAAUGCCUGAAGGUUAUCGACCUAUCAGCCCCGAAUUAGAUCCUGACAUAACAAUGGACGAUGAGACGAGUUCCCUAUCACCAUUAUCACCUUUGAACUUUGAAGGUGAUGAUCCCGAUGAUGAUGAAUGGAAUCCAAGCAAUGAAAAAUCUGAUAAAAGGAGAAGUACACUUAGAUAA